UCCAGCAUUUGCUCACAAUGAAGAUCACCCUGGUACUCGUACUCCUCGCCACCUUCCUCGGCUGUGUGAUGAUCCACCAGUCGGAGGCGACCUCCACCACCACGACCACCUCCGCCACGGCGACCACCACUACUUCCGCCUCGGCCACCACUGCUUCCUCCUCGGACACCACCACUACUUCCUCCUCGGACACCACCACAACAGCCUCACCUUCAAGCUCCAAAAAAAAGGAGACUGUCACGCACUAUAAGCGGAAGGUCAAGAAGCCAAAGAAGGUCAGGAAAAUCAAGAGGAGGAGGGGUCUCAGGAGCCGCAAUGGUCGCAGCAGCAGAAACCGCAGAUCCGAUGAAUGAAAGAUCCAGGACCAAUAGGAAAUUCACGCCACUCUCGAUGCUCAACCCAAUGACAACCAUAGCACUAAAAUUUGCAUAGUUUAUAGGAGUAGCAAUAUUGUUCGUUUA
Messenger RNA from Drosophila sechellia, 461 nucleotides. Its product is annotated as protein new-glue 2. Bases 18 to 353 code for a protein of 111 amino acids. The transcript has a single exon. The record is from RefSeq and is a predicted model, not a curated record. NCBI's taxonomy places the organism in Eukaryota, Metazoa, Arthropoda, Insecta, Diptera, Drosophilidae.